This is a messenger RNA of Onychostoma macrolepis, 699 nucleotides long. RefSeq names its product R-spondin 4 (gene rspo4). NCBI's taxonomy places the organism in Eukaryota, Metazoa, Chordata, Actinopteri, Cypriniformes, Cyprinidae. The record is from RefSeq and is a predicted model, not a curated record. The transcript is spliced from 5 exons. The coding region runs from base 1 to 699 and encodes 232 amino acids.
AUGCAUUGGCAACUUUUGGCUCUCCUCUACCUUGUUUGUCAAACGCUUAUUUCGACGUUCGCUGUGAGAAAACGAAGUGAGAGCUGGCGACAGGACUGCAGGAGCUGUCUGGAGUGUUCGAAGGAAAAUGGCUGCCUGCGCUGCUCUGAGCGCCUCUUCCUGUUCCUGAACAGAGAUGGCAUGAGACACCACGGCUCUUGUGUUCACUCCUGUCCCUCCGGACACUUCGGCCUCCGAGGCAAAGAUCUCAACCGCUGCAUGAAAUGCAAAGCUCCAGAGUGCGAGAGGUGUUUCAACAAAGACUUCUGCACCAAGUGCAAGGGAGGAUAUCUGCUUUUCAAAGGCAAAUGCUUCAAAAACUGUCCAGAAGGCACAUUUCCUCAGUCCACAGACUGUGUUGAAGGCUGUGUGCUCAGUAUGUUUGGGCUUUGGGGUGAAUGGAGCCCAUGCCAGCACAACGGCCUGAGCUGUGGUGUCAGAUGGGGGCAGCAGAGCAGGACCCGUGAGCUGUCCAGAAACACGCCUGAAGAGACAGAAGCACUCUGCCCACCUCAGACUGAGAGUAGUAAGUGCCGGAUGAAGAUAAAGUGUCCAAAAGAUAAAAGGAAAAAUGUAAGGAGAGAAGAAAGAAGAAAGCCACAGAAAAUGCUGAAGCUGUUUGGGAACAAAACUGUCACAGAACCUCCAUGGCGAAUGUAA